CAGGCAUGUCCAAGUCCGGCGUGGUGAAAAAUUGGAAUGAGGACAAGGGCUUUGGCUUCAUAGGUCCGGAUGACGGCAGCGAGGAUCUCUUCUGCCACACCUCCGCUUUGCGCGGAUGCAAGGGACUGGGUAAGGGAGAUAAGGUGAGUUUCGAUGCUGAGUAUGAUGACCGCAAGGGCAAGAUGCGGGCUGUGAACGUGUCUGUGGGUGGCGGCGGUGGCGGUGGCGGUGGUGGUGGAGGCUACGACCGCCGUGACGACCGCCGUGAUGACCGCCGUGACGAUCGUCGCCGAGACGAUCGCCGCGACGACCGUCGCGAUGACCGCCGCGACUAUGACCGCCGGGACGACCGCAGGGAUGACCGCCGGGAUGACCGUGGUGGCAAGGGCAAAGGCGGCAAGGGAGAUCGCUUUGGCGGGGACACCCGAGGUGACGACAUCAGCAACGGUGGCAACAAGCACCUGACAGCUCGCGAGAUUUUCAUGAGGCACGAGCAAGAGAGGAGGGGUUCCCGGCGUCGCUCUUCCUCCUCGAAUUCCCGCUCCCCUCCACCCAGGGCCCGACGGGACAACUUUGCCUGAGAGGAGAGAGAUGGGGUGGCUGCUCCAUCAGUUAUCUCAAUGUAUCAAUGUAGCUCAAUGUACAGGUUCUGCCUUCAAUACCUGUGCCCCAAUGUGAGGACCUUUCCAUGUCAACAUGGCCGGAACAACAGAGGCUUCAUUGGUUUUGGCUGGGGCUGCUCCCAGUUGAACCAUGCUGCUUUCAGGCCAGUUGACUGGAACGCCUUUGGCGAAUAUUUGUCAAUCAGCCGAGAUCGAUGGAAGGCUAUGCGGAUGAGCAAAGAUCAGCAAACAUCCCACAAUCCCUACAUCGGAAAAGCAGCGAGGGUAUCAGUUUCCUUUAUUUCCUUCACGCUGGAAACAAUGCCAAUCUGGG
Molecule: messenger RNA, 936 nt
Organism: Effrenium voratum
Lineage: Eukaryota; Dinophyceae; Suessiales; Symbiodiniaceae
Source: the annotation of a GenBank genome assembly